CUUCUGGGAGCAAGUGGACGACAGCACAUGCUCCCAGGACCAAGUGUCGCUGGCACAGCUCGGGGACAGCGCGGAUGCCGGCAUUACCACCUGUGGCCCCUGCAUGACCGCUGAGGUCGUCGAGGAGCUCCCAGACCUCCCCCAGGCAGAGGGCGGCUGCAUGGACAUGGAGGACCCAGUGACAGGGGAGAAGCUGCUCUACGGGGACACCACCUUCCCCGAUGGCCUUGACAGCCUGGCCAGCAGCACCCCUGUCACUGGGGACUUCUGGGAGCACGGCCCAGAGGGUGACAGCCCGCAGGAGCGCCUGGCGACGGCCAUGAUGGGGGACACUGACCCCUUCUGGGGGGUGAUGGCCUCCCCAUCACCGACUCCCUGGGGGUCAUGGGACACUGGGGACAAAGACCUGCAGGUCCCCCUGCCCAGCCCCCUGCCCAGCCCCCCACCUGCGCCCCAGCCUCGCCUGCCCUCCACAGCCCAACUCAUGGAGGAGCUGCAGCGCAGGCAGCUCCGGGUGCUGCUCACCCGCCUGCCCCUGCCACCGGGCACCGUCACCUGCCGGGGGCUGCCGGGACCGGGAGCUGCAGGCGCCAGAAACACCAAGCGCCCCGCGCCAGUGAGAGAUCCUGAGGGCCACAGGACUGCUCCGCUUGACACCAUCCCGCGGAAGCGCAGAACACUGUGACCAGGAGCCCUCCCGGCCACGAUCAUGCGCUGGCCCCGGCACCGCCAAGCGCUACGUUGCCACCUUCACCUGGCAACCCUGCUGGCCCUAAGCCUGGAGAAGAGGCCACGGCCCUGCCCGGCACCUCGCGGUCACCCAGGGGAACCACCAUCCACAACCAGGACCCCCCGGCCUGGUACCACCAGCACCGCGACCACCACCUCUACCCCUUCCUACUGCUGACAGCCACAGCACCGGCAUGCCCACUACCCACUGGGACCGGCGUCCCCAGGAGCAGCGUCCCCACCCGGGCUGAAGACGCACCCACCGGGGGACACAGGACCGAACACCAGCGACCCGAACCCCAGCAGCCGAGCUGGCUGUGCCUGUGCCCACGGGGACAAUCCCAGCGCAGGGACUGUGGCAGCAGCUGCCCGGGCCCCACGGCUGCUGCACCUCCCGCCGACUCCCCGCCGAUUCCUCGGGCCCUGGGGCCGCACAGCUGCACCCACCGCGCUCAGGAGCAGGAGGACUCGGUGCCCGUCACACCCCAACAGCGGCCACAGCAGCGGGCCUGAAGAACUUGGCUCAGGAGGAGCUGGACACUCUGUUGAUGUCACUGGGCAACUGCCGGUUUUGUACAGAGGAAGAUGGACAUGGAAAAAGCCACCGGUACGGCGACACGUAACCUACCGCUCCAGCGCUGUCCCCGUGGCGCCCACAUCCAGAGGAGGUGUGGAGGCAGAGACCUGCACCCACGCACCCUCUCCAGCCCCUCUCAGAUGCCGCUUUCUUGCUCCAUUCAUUAAACCACUUGGGUGUUGG
Messenger RNA from Columba livia (rock pigeon), 1489 nucleotides. RefSeq names its product embryonal Fyn-associated substrate-like. The transcript is spliced from 2 exons. The record is from RefSeq and is a predicted model, not a curated record. NCBI's taxonomy places the organism in Eukaryota, Metazoa, Chordata, Aves, Columbiformes, Columbidae. The coding region runs from base 104 to 685 and encodes 193 amino acids.